CACCAACCACCGUGUUUCGCUUUGCUCGACCGAACCCAACCGUCCGAUGCGCACCAACGAUCGCGCGCGCCUAUACUCCUCCACACUGGCUAUAGCUACCGACCGACUGGACUGGAUCCGAUCGGAGCGGUUGGUGCAGCAACAACAGGUUCCCCACGUUGCUUUCCACGGGCAGGCGCUUACUCAACUGUUUCGCGUCGGAUGGUACGGAUCGGUCGGUUCGGUGCCGAAAUCGAAAACGUGUGCCUGGUUAGAGAUUACAUACCUACAAACCUACGAUCGAUCGUGCAGAGCAGAGAGUGGUGGGAGUGAGUAAAGAAUGUUCAACCGUCAGCGGAGGUAGCAGAGCACCAGUGUUCAGAAGAUCGCCGCGAUCGUUCUGUGUGUGGGAAACGUUUGCGAACAGUGAAUUGAUUGAUUGAAGUGGUUUAGUUUAUACUUAGUUUCUCAAGUGAAUCAAGAAUGAGUGCUUUGUAAUGGCCGGACAGAAGUUUUUCCACGGCCUCACCGAGGGCAUGAUCAACCGUGCAUCGGGUCGGCCAGAUCGUCAGAAGUCCAGCUUCUACUGGCCGGAUGAGUACCUGCAGGAUCCGGAGGAGAUCUACAAAACGUCCAGCCGUCGACAGUCGGCGGCGUCGUCGAUAAUGUCUACGCCCACCCAGGAAUGUGCAAGCCCCGCGAGUGAGUACGAAUCGGCAGAUGUUCUGAAGCAACGCCACAAAAGCAACGCCGAGUCCCAUAUUGCGUUCUACGACGAAUGCGAUUCCUCCUUCUCGGAGAUCGAACGGGACCGACAGCGGGAAAAGUUAAGAAUAGAACAGUUUCUCCGGGAGCAAAGUGACGACGUCAGUGAAAUGGCCAAAACGCGCCGCCAGAACACCCUGAAGUCGAGGAUCCAGUUCUACGACAUGGACGAACCGGGAGAUCGAUCACCUCCGAAGGCUCGAUCACCAACCAAGCCCUACACCAACGGGUACCACACGCCGCAGACCCCAGACCAUGGCGACCCUCCCCGGUACAGCCCCAUGUCCAACGGAGGGGCUGAUAGGCUUCGGCGCCAGCUGUCCUCCCCGGGAGGAUCAUCCGAGUAUCACUACUCGGCGCGCUACACCGGAAGCUACGAGGACUUCGAGGAAGACGACGACCGGAGGAGCUACAAAUCGACGGAGCUGAACUUCAGCCCACCGGGAACUCCCGGCGGUGGCGGCGGCGGCGGUUCGGACGUUCCGGAGCACAAGCGCAUCUCGCAGCGCCACCUUCGAUCGAGCAUCAACUUCUGCAACGGUGUGGCGGUGGCCGACGAUAGCAGUGCGCCGCGCAAAACCGCCAGCGUGCGGGAAUCGGCCGCUACACAGCGCGUGGGAGUCGGAUUACCAAAUCUGUAGGAAACGAGUUGACGGGAGUUUACUUUUUUUUUGUUUGUGGACACGUGAGGAACUGCCGCCGUCUGUGCGGAAGUGUUUGUUUUUGAGGGGGAGUGUGUGAGACAUAGUCGAAAGUGAGAAUAUUCUUGGGAUCUAACUACCUAACCUAAGUUUAGAACCGGAGUUUUAUGGUGCCUGCAUGUCGGAUGUGGGGAAGUGUUGGUGUGCAGAGAUUUCUAACGAGUCCGGGUAGCAGAAGAGAAUAGCUGACUGUGGUGUUUUAUGGUGUUUACCCGCGGAAGUGUCCCCACCGCGUGCGAGACGGAGGAGAACAUUGACUGUUUAUGAAGAACAACGGUGUCGAUCGCACCCAUCUCCAAAAGCAGCCAUCGUAAACCAACGCAAACCAGCCGUCAGAGAUACAGCUAAGUAUUCUCUCAUCCGCAGCGUAUACCGGCUGAUGACAGGCCGGCUAACUGUCCGCAAGUUGUAGCAAUAUCUCGAACGAGCACACACCUGGCUAAUUUACAAUAUUGAAUUAUACAACUCAUUUGUCCCAGAUUGGUGCUUUCGAGUGAUGUUCGGUCGGAAUUGACACAAUCGCUACAACUGCCAAAUAAGUGAAACCAACUCCGAACCAGAACACAGUUAAAACAGAGAGAGACCCCUAAUUUAAGCUUUCAAUACCCAUGCCACCAAUCCCGAUUCGCUCACGCCGCCUGGUUCACACUAACGAUUAUUAUAUUUAUAGCAAGAACUGGCGCGCACAUACAAUUAACGACUGGCUGCUGCUGCUGCUACAGUAAAAACAAAACAGAGAAUAUAAAGUAACAAACAAUAAAUGGUGAUAAAUUAUUCAUCGACCCCGAAGUGGCGCACUUCUUUGCUAAUCCGAACCACUCCCGCGCCUGCGCCUUAGAGAGAACAACGCCUUCCACAGCCAGAUGAUGGGGAAACUGAAUAUGGUGCAGUACCCGAGUAGAACAGGGUUACAAAUGAAGAUCAGGUUGUAUAGUUCUUAUAGAAUUGCUGAAUUGCAACGUGCUGGACAGUAUUAAUCAAAAAUUACAUGAAAAUCUAAACAAAGAUGAACACUCUGACUUCUUUUUAUGGCGAUUUGGGGGGUGUUAAAAGAACCGGGCCUAAAAACUCACAAUUAUAUGAAAACUGGCAACACUGCUCAAGUAAAA
Messenger RNA from Aedes albopictus (Asian tiger mosquito), 2554 nucleotides. RefSeq lists its product as uncharacterized. The record is from RefSeq and is a predicted model, not a curated record. NCBI's taxonomy places the organism in Eukaryota, Metazoa, Arthropoda, Insecta, Diptera, Culicidae. Bases 477 to 1385 code for a protein of 302 amino acids. The transcript has 2 exons.